Messenger RNA from Trypanosoma theileri, 1104 nucleotides. RefSeq lists its product as uncharacterized. The transcript has a single exon. Lineage: Eukaryota; Euglenozoa; Kinetoplastea; Trypanosomatida; Trypanosomatidae. Bases 1 to 1104 code for a protein of 367 amino acids. The record is from RefSeq and is a predicted model, not a curated record.
AUGGAACAGCACCGACCGGUGCUGCAGCCACGCGAGGUGAAGUUCAGUGAUCUCGCAGUACGGUCCGGCGACUCACCGCCGAAAAGUGAACGCCGCGGUUUCCGCCCAACACCGCAGAAGACACACACGCAUGGGCCAAAAUCGACCACAAGCCGCGGUUCGCUCCUCCAAAUCCAACAAACAUCACUAUCACAACAACAACAAAUUCCUUUUGCACACCCACAUGAUGGCGAUGUGGAAAGUGACGACGACGACAAGCGCCGCGGACGACAAGGACCACGAGAUGGGGGUGCUGGUGCUCUUGUCGGUGAUGCAACGCACAUACACUCACAUUCACAUACACACAAUGUCAGAACACAUAAAGGAAAGAAUACCGGAAGAACGGCACGGUCAACAGCACCGGCAACAGCGGAAUUGGCAAACACCCGCAUGGAGAUUGCUGGAAGUGCUGUUUGGGCAGAGGAUUACGCCGCAGGUGCUGUAAAUGCACUGGCGGAACUGAGGAAUUGUGUAGCUGCUGAACGUCGCUUGAAGGAAGAACUUGCUAAAAUAAAUGCAGCAAAGUUGUUGGCGUUUCGAGGAGUUAUUAGUGUGUAUUUAGCUUCAGUUAAACAGUGUGGAAAACCCACAAUGGUGCGUCGCAAGGCUGGAGCGGAGUUUGCCCUUGCACAAUGCGCGGUAGUGGCCCAAACCCUCACUGUAACUAUUCAAAGUUAUGUUCGCGCUUUUCAAUCACGACGACUUACUGCCACUCGUUCCUAUAUUUCCCGUGGUGGAUUAACUUCUGAAAACUUCAAUGAGGAAUCGGUACGAAUGCCACAGUUUCAGAAUCGUAUAAAUAGUGAAGGAAGUAUACUCUCUGAAACCACGAGUUCACUGCAUGACCUCUUGGAUGAUGAGGAAAUCAGUCGUCUUAAGCAACUAUAUUUUGACUACUAUGACUGUGACGUUUAUGUCAUUCCGGGUACUCGAUCUGAUAGUAGUAUCCCACCGAAUGCAUUAUUGCUUAAUUCUCUUAGUGCUCAUGAUCCAUUUUUACCCGAAGAUGGUAUGAUUGAAAAAGCGUCCCUGUCUAGCUCCAGCAUAUCCUCUAUAGUGGAGUGA